Orcinus orca (killer whale) is the source of this 10883-nucleotide messenger RNA. Its product is annotated as charged multivesicular body protein 1b-2-like. Gene Ontology annotation, biological process: endosome transport via multivesicular body sorting pathway; protein transport; late endosome to vacuole transport. The coding region runs from base 4731 to 5558 and encodes 275 amino acids. The record is from RefSeq and is a predicted model, not a curated record. Gene Ontology annotation, cellular component: ESCRT III complex; multivesicular body. NCBI's taxonomy places the organism in Eukaryota, Metazoa, Chordata, Mammalia, Artiodactyla, Delphinidae. The transcript is spliced from 7 exons.
UUUUUGGGUUUUCUUUGUUCUUCUUUCUCUAGUUGCUUUUAGUGUAGGGCUAGAUUGUUUAUUUGAGAUUUUUCUUGUUUCUUGAGAUGAGAUUGAAUUGCUAUAAACUUUCCUCCUAGAAUUGCUUUUACUGCAUCCCAUAGGUUUUGGGUCAUUGUGUUUUCAUUGUCAAUUUUUUCUAUGAAUUUUUAAAAUUUCUUCUUUGAUUUCUUCAGUGACCUCUUGGUUAUUUAGUAGUGCACUGUUUAGCCUCCUUGUAUUUGUUUUUUACAAUUUUUUUCCUGUAAUUGAUUUCCAAUCUUAUAGCGUUGUGGUCAAAAAACAUGCUUGAUACGAUUUCAAUUUUCUUAAAUUUUUUGAGGAUUGAUUUGUGACCCAAGAUGUGAUCUAUCCUGGAGAAUGUUUCGUGUGCACUUGAGAAGAAAGUGUAUUCUGCCACUUUGGGGUGGAAUGUUCUAUAAAUAUCAAUAAGAUCUAUCUUGUCUGUUGUGUCAUUUAAAGCUUGAGUUUCCUUAUUUAUUUUCUGUUUGGAUGAUCUGUCCAUUGUUAAAGUCCUCUACUGUUAUUGUGUUACUGUCGAUUUCUCCUUUCAUGGUUGUUAGCAUUUGCCUUAUGUAUUGAGGUGCUCCUGUGUUGGGUGCAUAAACAUUUAUAAUUGUUUUGUCUUCUUCUUGGAUUGUUCCUUUGAUCAUUAUGUACUGUCCCUCCUUAUCUUUUGUAACAGUCUUUAUUUUAAAGUCUAUUUUAUCUGAUAUGAGUAUUGCUACUCCAGCUUUCUUUUGAUUUCCAUUUGCAUGGAAUAUCUUUUUCCAUCCCUUCACUUUCAGUCUGUAUAUGUCCCUAGGUCUGAAAUGGGUCUGUUGUAGACAACAUAUAUAUGGGUCUUGUUUUUGUAUCCAUUCAGCCAGUCUGUGUCUUUUGGCUGGGGCAUUUAAUCCAUUUACAGUCAAGGUUAUUAUCGAUAUGUAUGUUCCUAUGACCACUUUCUUAAUUGUUUUGGGUUUGUUUUUGUGAGUCUUUUUCUUCUCUUGUAUUUCCUGCUUCAAGAAGUUUCUUUAGCAUUUGUUGUAAAGCUGGUUUGGUGGUGCUGAAUUCUCUUAGCUUUUGCUUGUCUGAAAAGCUUUUGAAUUCUUUAUUGAAUCUGAAUGAGAUUCUUGCUGGGUAGAGUAAUCUUGGUUGUAGGUUUUUCUCUUUCAUCACUUUAAGUAUAUCCUGCCACCCCUUCUGGCCUGCAGUUUCCACUGAAAAAUCAGCUGAUAACCUUAUGGGGAUUCCUUUAUAUGUUAUUUUUUGUUUUUCCCUUGCUGCUUUUAAUAUUUUUUCUUUGAAUUUAAUUUUUGUUAAUAUGAUUAAUAUGCGUCUUGGUGUGUUUUUCCUUGGGUUCAUCCUGUAUGGGACAUCCUGUAUGGGACUUGGGUGACUAUUUCCUUUCCCAUGUUAGGAACGUUUUCAACUAUAAUCUCCUCAAAUAUUUUCUCAGACCUUUUCUUUUUCUCUUUGUCUUCUGGGACCCCUAUAAUUCAAAUGUUGUUGCGUUUAGUGUUGUCCCAGAGAUGUCUGAGCUUGUUCUGGAUUCUUUUCAUUCUUUUUUCUUUAUUCUGCUCCUCAGCAGUUAUUUCCACCAUUUUGUCUUCCAGCUCACUUAUUCAUCCUUCUGCCUCAGUUAUUCUGUUAUUGAUUCCUUCUAGUGUAUUUUUCAUUUCAGUUAUUGUGUUGUUCAUCUAUGUUUGUUCUUUAGUUCUUCUAGAUCUUUGUUAAACAUUUCUUGUAUUUUCUCAAUCUGUACUUCCAUUCUGUUACUGAGAUUCUGGAUGAUUUUUACUAUCAUUACUCUGAAUUCUUUUUCAGGUAGAUUGCCCAUUUCCUCUUCAUUUAUUUGGUCUUGUAGAUUUUUACCUUGCUUCUUCAUCUGUGGCAUAUUUUUUGCCAUCUUAUUUUUUUUUUUUGAGUGAAAUUGUGCUGCUAUUUUACUGGUUGUUUGGCCUGAGGCUCCCAACACUGGAGUUUGUAGGCUACUGGGUAGACCUGAGAUGGGUCUUGGUGCUGAGAUGGGGAGCUCUGUGCGACCUCACUCCUGUGAAUAUUCCCUGGGGUCUGAAGUUCUCUGUUAGUCCAGUGUUUCAGACUUGGAGCUCCCACCGCAGUAGCUUCUGCCUAACCCCAGGCUUGCGAACCAAGAUCCUGCAAACUGGUUCACUCUGGGGUUCCUCCUGUCUCCUUGGGCAUUAGAAUAUACCACCAGCGGCCGGCAGGCUCCCUAGUUGUGGGGGGACGCUAACUCCACAUCUUCCCACACCACCAUCUUGACUCUGCCUCUCUGGAUUGAUUUUUAUAUGUUCUGCUUGCGAUUGUUUUUUUGUUUGAUUUUUUGUUUAUUUGUGCUUCUUGAGUCUAAAGAUUUUAUUCUCAUCAGUUACGGAAGACUCUCAAGUAUUAUCUCUUUGAAUGUAACAUUUUGCACAUUGUCUUUAUUAUAUCUUUGUGGUAUUGCAGAUAUUAGACCUUUUUAUUCUGUUUUCUUUAUUUCUUGUCCUCUCUUUCAUAUUAACCUUAUUUUUUCACUCUAAUCUUAAUUCAGAUCUAUAGUCAGUUUGCUAAUUUUUUUUUUUGCUGUAUGUGGGCCUCUCCAGUUUGCUAAUUUUCUCCUCAGCUUUGUCUAAUUUUCUUUUAUCUAGUUUGCUCCACCCCCAGCUGUGAGCCAAGGCCCAUAAUGAUAGUUAACCUUGUCAUCUCAUCUUCCUUUGCCAGCUGAUAAGACUUCUUUCUGUGACACCCUUAUGCUAAUGUUGUAGCCUUCAAGGUUCUAGGUUUAUUCAGAAAAUUAAGUUCCAGCGUCUCAUCUCAUGGGCUCCAUAGGGGACUUUGUCUUCAGGGGCUUCAGUGCUUACCUACUACUAAUAUUUACUUCUUCCUCCUUGUUUCUGUCUCCUGAGGAUUUUCCUUCCAUUUUUACAAUCUAAGCUCUGUAUUUAAAAGGGCAUUUGUUGUAGUUUAUCCAGUAUUUCAAGGUGUUAUUAUAAAUGUGUAGGCCUCCAUAUUAAUGGAAGUGGUUCAUGUCUUUUUAGGAUGAAGGGGGAAAAGCUUUAUGGUAUUAAAUGGACUUUAGUAAUGGAUCUCCUAUUAAUAUUUUUGGCUAAUAUUUUAUAUCAUGAUCAUUCUUAACCAUUAAUAUUAAAUUAGAGUUGGCUAUAGUAGGUAGUCAGUCCUCAGUAUCUGCAGUUUGUAGUAAAUUUCAGGUUUAAGGGAAACUGAAAUCAUUCUUUAAAAACAACAAUGAAUAUAUAAAUUAUAUGAAUUCAUCUAAAAUAGUUGGCUUCUUAUUUCAGCUUUUAACAAUAGUGACUUUUUCUACAGAGACAGCAAUUCUAUUUGGGAGAUGAUUUGAAAAAUAAAAAAAUCAUUACCUUUUUCUUUAUUUCCAUCUAUCUCAGUGAUUCAGGUUCUCUGCAGGGUUCGAUUUUGCUCCCCUCCCCAGGUAGCAUUUGACAAUGUCUGGAGAAAGUUUUGGUUAUUGUAAUUCGUAAAACAGAGGGGUUGCUAGUGUCAUCUAGUGGGUAAAGCCAGGAAUGCUUAUAAACUUCGUAGAAUACAUAAGACAUCCCCCACAACAAAGUAUUAUCUAGCCCAAAAUAUCAGUAGUGCUUAGGUUAAAAAACCCUAUUUAUAAAAGGAGCUAUAAUUUUCUCAGUUACCUAGCUGAAAUUGAUAAAUCUUACUUAAAAAUGUAACAUAUAUGAUACAUUAAAACUACCCAGAAAUUCAUACACAUAUACUUAUUUUCUUAACAAUUCUAGUUAUAUCUGUUGUUGAUGAAAAAUACUCAUGGUAGCAAGUCAUCCCUCUCAUUAUCCCUAAAUAUAAGGUGUUAAAUUAAAACCAUGAAGCCUUUGAGAGAUGAACAAGGUUAAUUUAUGGUUUAGCUUUGGUAAAUAAUCGAAUAAUGCUUAUUUUCUGAUAGUGAUAUAAUCAAACUAACAGUUAGCUCUUUAUAUAGUGUAUGUGUGCCUUUCAAAAAAAUGAACCCUGCAUCCUUUAUAAAUGUCCCAAAGAAAUACAGAAUCAGGGUUUAAAAAAAAAGGAUUUUACCUUUUUCUAAAGGGCAGAAAACACAUAGAAUCAUUCUUAAUAGUGAUUUAAUCAUGAUAUAAAGCAGUUGGUUUUGAAAUAAUCCACAUUGCUUUGUCAGAUUCAUGUGCAUUACUUCAUAUUUGUUUUUGCUUGUGUCAUGAAAAUGGAAGAUUUGUGAUAUUGCUUAUUUGGGUCUUAUUCCCAUUAUAUUUUUGUCGUUUUUAAUUAAAAAUGUUUAAUCUUAAAAUAGUUUUAGACUUAAAGAGAAAUUGCAGAAAUGUACAGAGAUUUCUUUUAUUCCCUUUACCAAGCUUCUCCUAAUGUUAACACCUUACAUAAACAUAAUCAUAAACCGAAGGAAAUCCACAUCACUACAAUAUUAACUAAACUACAGAUCUUAUUUGGAUUUCACCAGUUUUUCCCCUAAUGUCCUUUUUCUGUUUCAGAAUCCAAUCACACAUUGCAUUUAGUUGGCAUGGCUCCUUCGUCUUCUCCAUUCUAUAACAGUUCUUCAGUCUUUCUUUGCUUUACGUGAACUUGACGCUUGACAAGAACACUGGUCAGUUAUAUCUUACAUAGAAUGUCUCUCUCAGUAUAGGAUUCCCUGACGGUUUCUCUGGAGUAAAUUGAGGUUAUGUUUUUGACAACACCACCGUAUAAGUAUGCUGUACUCUUCCCAGUUCAUCAUUUCAGAAGAACACCUAUUUAACUUGAAGUUUGCUGCAAAGGAACUUAAUAGGAAUGCCAAGAAAUGUGAUAAAGAAGAAAAGGCUGAAAAGGCCAAGAUUAAAAAGGUAAGUAAUUUUUUUGUGUGUGUGUGGUAUGCAGACCUCUCACUGUUGUGGCCUCUCCCGUUGCAGAGCACAGGCUCCAGACACGCGGGCUCAGUGGCCAUGGCUCCUGGGCCCAGCUGCUCCACAGUAUGUGGGAUCUUCCCGGACCGGGGCACGAACCCAUGUCCCCUGCAUCAACAGGCGGACUCUCAACCACUGCGCCACCAGGGAAGCCCCAAGGCCAUUCAGAAAGGCAAUACAGAAGUUGCAAGACAUGCUGAAAAUGCAAUCCGCCAGAAGAACCAAACAAUUAAUUUCUUGAGAAUGAGUGCUAGGGUUGAUGCUGUGGCAGCCAGAGUUCAAACUGCAGUUACAAUGGGCAAGGUAACCAAGUCCAUGGCAAAUGUAGUUAAGUCUAUGGAUGCUACAUUGAGGAGUAUGAACCUUGAAAAGAUUUCUGCCCUGAUGGACAAAUUUGAACAGCAGUUUGAAACACUGGAUGUUCAAACGCAACAAAUGGAAGACACAAUGAGUAGCACUACAACCCUAACAACACCACAAAACCAGGUGGAUAUGCUGCUUCAAGAAAUGGCAGAUGAAGCUGGGAUGAACUAUCACAGAGACUUGCUCGUCUACGUGAUCAAGUGUAAUUUAAAGAACUGGCGCUUUUGUUUACUUCACUGGCUUCUGAAAUAUUUUCUGUGUAUGUAUAGAUAAGUUUCACUCCAAUUACAAUAAGAAUGCCAUACAUUACAGAAUGCUUAACACUAUUUGUAUAUAAUGCUUUCUUUUACCUUGCUGUACUUUCCAGUACUUUAAUUCCAGAGAGUUUCCACCUUGACAGAUUUUACAGUUUUGUAUAUUAUGUUGAAAAGUGCAAGAGACGGGUUUUUGUAGGUGUCUUAGACUGAGCUAGCAUUAACUUGUUGUAUAUGAAAUAUCUUCCUCAAAAAUUACAUUAAAAAAUCUAGGACCAAAGUACUACAGAAUAAAGUACUUUAUACAGAAUAAAGUAUAGAAUAAAAGUUUUGGUUUCUUUUUAACUCAAGGUAGUUUUAAAUCUCUGUCUACAUUCACAUGUGAUGCAUAAAAAUAAAAACAGGGAAAAUAUGUUUACUUAAUAUGUUUACAUAACCAAAAACACCUCAUUUAGCGUCAUACAAUGGACAGUGCUACUUUUUGUGUUUUAUGUUUGUUUUUGCUAUUCAAGCAGAAAUUCAGUUGACUUUUAAUAUGUAUUCAUCAACUUUUAAAUUUAGAUUACUAUGAGAAUCUUUACCUAGUAAUUUAAUGACUAUUAAUUGAAUUCCUUAAAUAAAAGAUUUUUUCAUUGAUAAAAAAUCUGCAAAAUUAAAUCAAAGAAAUUAAGGUUUGCUCAUUAAAUAUUUUUCUCUUUGGUAAAUAUCACUGUUAAGACUCACCAAGAAAUUCAACAUUUCAUACUUUUAAAUGAAAGUGAAACACAUUUUUAAUGAUUACCCAAUUUGCACUCAACCCUUGUUAGGUUGUAUUUUAAAAGGAGAUUAAUUUGCAUGGCCUUAACAUCAUUUACAUUUCUCACAGAAUUGUUGAUUGGUUUUCAAAAAUCUUGGCCUGUGUUUUUAAACCAACCAACAAAAAAUAACAAAACAAAAUUGAACCAACUCAAGUUACAAUUAUUGUUGAUCCUUGAACAACGUAGAGGUUAUGGGUUUCAAGCCCCCUUUGCAGUUGAAAAUCUGCGUAUAACUUUAUAGCUGGCCCUCUGUAUCUGUGGUUCCACAUUCGCAGAUUCAACAAAACACAGGUUGUGUAGUACUGUAGUGUUUAUUGGAAAAAAUCUGUGUAUAAGUGGACCCACACAAUUCAAACCUGUGUUGUUCAGGGGUCAACUGUACUAUAAGUCCUGGUUAAAUGUGUUCAUUCUUUUAUCUUAAACAACUCUCAUAACUGGAAGAAAUAAAGUGGAAAAUAAAUAAAUUGGAAUAAAAUGUUUUGCCCAGCUAUGCAAAUAACUUCCAGCCUAAUGGAGGUCAGGAGCAUAACAUACAGGGUGGGCAGAAAACUCAUAAGAUUGUAAAGAAGACUAGACUCUUGAAGGCCAGGAUUCUUGGGGGAAAGUAUUUAAUGACCAGCUGUACUACUUGCCAUCUCCCCAGGAAUAUCUAUAUUUUACCCAACUAAGAUGAACAAAUUAACAUGUGCCUGCACUUCUCUGAUGUAGCAGUCUCAAAUGUGGAGAAGUGACCAAGUUAGAUUUUAGAAAGUGUACUACUAAUCUAGGUUAAGUAGGUAAAGUGUUUUUCCUUACUUAAUGUAUGAUUGAUCCAUGAAAGAAUGCCAAUAUUUCAUGAAAUUCUAUUAAGAGCACCUCUGUUUAGGCAUUCUUCGUUCAAAGUGCAAUUAUUGGAGGCUCUUUUUCUUUUAAUUUUUAAAUUUAAUUUAAUUUAUUUUUUUAUACAGCAGGUUCUUACUAGUUAUCCAUUUUAUACAUAUUAGUGUAUAUAUGUCAAUACCAAUCUCCCAAUUCAUCACACUGCCACCCCCACCCCCCCCGCCGCUUUCCCCCCUUGGUGUCCAUACAUUUGUUCUCUACAUCUGUGUCUCUAUUUCUACCCUGCAAACCGGUUCAUCUGUACCAUUUUUCUAGGUUCCACAUAUAUGCAUUAAUAUAUGAUAUUUGUUUUUCUCUUUCUGACUUACUUCACUCUGUAUGACAGUCUCUAGAUCCAUCCAUGUCUCUACAAAUGACCCAAUUUUGUUCCUUUUUAUGGCUGAGUAAUAUUCCAUUGUAUAUAUGUACCACAUCUUCUUUAUCCAUUCGUCUGUUGAUGGGCAUUUAGGUUGCUUCCAUGACCUGGCUAUUGUAAAUAGUGCUUCAAUGAACAUUGGGGUGCAUGUGUCUUUUUGAAUUAUGGUUUCCUCUGGGUAUAUGCCCAGUAGUGGGAUUGCUGGGUCAUAUGGUAAUUAUAUUUUUAAUUUUCUAAGGAACCUCCAUACUGUUCUCCAUAGUGGCUGUAUCAAUUUACAUUCCCACCAACAGUGGAAGAGGGUUCCCUUUUCUCCACACCCUCUCCAGCAUUUGUUGUUUGUAGAUUUUCUGAAGAUGCCCAUUCUAACUGGUGUGAAGUGAUACCUCACUGUAGUUUUGAUUUGCAUUUCUCUAAUAAUUAGUGAUGUUGAGCAGCUUUUCAUGUGCUUCUUGGCCAUCUGUAUGUCUUCUUUGGAGAAAUGUCUAUUUAGGUCUUCUGCCCAGUUUUGGAUUGGGUUGUUUGUUUUUUUAAUAUUGAGCUGGAUGAGCUGUUUAUAUAUUUUGGAGAUUAAUCCUUUUUCCAUCGAUUCGUUUUUUUGCUAAGUACUCACUAUUCAUAUGUAAUGUUUCCUAUUGUAAAAGAGAGCAUGUAUAAAUGAAGAUUAUUUUCACUGGUUAAUGAAAUGAGAAAUUACUUUUUUGCUAUGUUUGGGUUAAACCUAUUUAACUUUCUUGGUAAUUCAUAAUUUGACUAUAUGAUGUGACUUCAAUGUGGUAAUAUUCCAUUUUGUUUAUCAUUGAUGCUUUGUCUUUUCUACUUAAAGGGUAAGUUUAUUACAUUUGGAACAUCCCAGAGAAGCAUAGAAGAGAUUAUUACAGACUAAAAUAUCUGUGAAAUAGAGUUUUCUUAUUUUCCAUUGGUGGGAAGUAAAUAACUGUUAGUAAACAACUGUUCCAAGAGAGUCUUAAAUUGGCUCUAGUGUAGACUGUAGAGGAAAAAGCCCCAGAUCUGAUCUACAGUGAUUGAUUUUUUUUUCUUUUUUGACUUUAAUGCAAAUUGUUAAAUUGCAAAUAUGGCUUACUUACAUCUAGAAAUAUAAAUGACUCUGAUCUAAAGAUAACUGCUCAUAGUUUUAUUUAACAACCAAAUCAGAUUUGUCUUUUAAAACUAUUGUUCUCUGAUAGACACAAAGUUUUGCUUUUGGAUUCAUUUAUUAUCUUAUAAUAAAUUUUUCUUUCUUACAAUUUGUUCUUAGACCAACAGCCCCACAAACUGUGAACUCUUUCUUACCUUGUUAGUACAAGUUAUAUUUCUACUUUGAUAAGUGAUUCAAUCAUUGAAAAGUAACACAUCAAACUAUACUAUCAUGAAAAGUAGACAUCACAGCACCUUUCAUUUACCUUCAGUUUUAGUUCCCUAUCAAUCUACUUUUCUCCAGAUUUUUUUCUCCAGAUUUUUUUCUAAGUAUUUGAUUAUAUCAUUUGGUAAAAUGUAUAAGGUUAAAAGCUCAGAAACAUUUUGCUGCACCUUCACCCUUUAGACGAUGUGGCUAUUAUUUAAAGCAAUCUUAAAAAGGACCCCUGACAAAAAUUAUAUCCCUGCUCCUAUAUGCCUCAAUGCCAAAACUUUUCCACUUUCUUAUGUAAGCAUUGUAGGCUGGAUUAUUUUAACUGCUAAUUUAUUACCAGUCAUUGCUACAAAGAAACAAAUAGGAGAUAGAACAGGUAAAUUAUGAUGAGAGAUGAGUUUGCUUUACAAUUUAGAAAGUUAUGGGAAAGGACAUCUGGAUGGACUAUCUGAAGAGAGUCUUAAGGGUACUAGUUAUCUAUAAAGAAAAUAAGAAAAUGAUUGAUAGGUUGCCAAAGACAAACCUAGCCUAGUUUUCGGUGGAUUUGCUCAAGUUAGUAAAUAACUGUUAGUAAAUAACUGUUCCAAGAGAGUCUUAAAUUGGCUCUAGUGUAGACUGUAGAGGAAAAAACCCCAGAUCUGAUCUACAGUGAUUGAUUUGGAUUUCUAGCUCUAGCUCUGAUACUGACUUCUAACUUAGAUAAUUCUCUUACCCCCAUCUGGGCCUUAUAUUCCCUUUCUACAAAUCUUUUUAGAGUACAUUGGUUGCAUAAACUGAAGUGAGUUGCUGUAGUACAGUACAUUACCUCCAUUCUUUUCUGUUUUCUACUAUUCACCCAAAAGAUUGCUAAAUGCAGUAUUAAGAUGUUAUGAGUCUUAGAGUCUUUUGUCUCAGGAGAGCUAGAGAACAUCUAUUCCACCCCGUAACUCAUUUUACAGAAGAGGAGACCAGAGAGGUUCAGAUCUACCACAUUUGUUGGGCAUCUACUAUGUGUUAGGAAUGGUUCUGGGUACUUUGAUAUAUUGUGGUUUAUUUAAUCCUCAAAAUCCUGUGAGCAGUUGGAUGAUUGUUAUCCCAAUUUUUAGAGAACAGGAAAAUAGGCUGAUAGUUGAAGUAGAUGGUGAAGAGUCAUACAGCAACUGAGAAACAGAGCUUGGAUUUUAUUACUGAUAUGUCUGACUUCAAAUUCAGUGCUCAUGGCACUGUACUAUACUGGAUUCUAACUGGAAUUACAAGAGAAGUCUUGUUAUACCUCAUCCACAUUCUAUUCCCAAUAUAUAAUUUUCUGAUUUUAUUGCUGAGACAGUGAAAGCAACUAAUCAAAUUCUUGACUAGAGGGUAGUUCAUCCUGAGACAAAUAGGUGUUCUAGGUGAAGAUUGGUUCUUUCUUCUCCUAUUUCUUUCUUCUCCAGUUUGAGCUAUCAGAAAAAUAUGAUUUUAUAUUUCAGUUUGGAAAUCAUAGCCAUUUUUCCAUAAGUUAACAAAUGGAAUCAAUUUGUUGCAAAGUUAACUAAGUUGUAUUCAUAAUCAAGCUUUUCAUCUUCCACACUGGGAAAUGCUCCCAAGCAAAAAUAUAUAUUGGUCAAAGUCAUUUGACUAAAAUUACAAGAAUAAAAUCUAUCCAGCCUACUACCUACUGAUGAUACUGUCUAUAUUCUUGUCAGUAUACUACUUCUCUACUGUACUAGCAGGUACAAAGUUCUUGAAAGUGCCUCACUACAAAUAAAUGACUGUUGUGCCUGUGGUGCUUAAUAAUUUAUAUAUUAACCACUAACUCAUGAGUUAUUUCAUCUGCCAGACAGGUAAAAGCCUUCCAGCCUUCAGUUAGAAAAGUCCAAAUAGAAUGUUAAAGGAAAAUUUAUGCCUAGUAAAAUAACUUAUUCUGUUUAAUGUUUGUUCUCUAACCUAGGGAAGGAAAAAAUGUCUUCAUUCAAUGUCUUGCUUGGUCAUUAAAAUAAAAUU